UUUUCAACAUGAAUUAUACGGAGACCAGCUCAUUGGCAGAAUCAACUACGAUAGCUUUUACGCCUGAGUUAGGAAGUAUCAUACCUGUGCCUUCCAAUGAGACCACUUGUGAAAACUGGCGAGAGAUACAUCAUCUAGUUUUUCAUGUAGCAAAUAUUUGUUUUGCAGUUGGUUUGGUUAUUCCAACUACUCUUCAUCUUCAUAUGAUAUUUCUUAGAGGGAUGUUUACGAUAGGAUGUACCCUCUAUAUUGUGUGGGCCACUCUCUACCGAUGUGCCUUGGAUGUAAUGAUCUGGAACUCUGUGUUCUUGGGUGUCAACAUUUUGCAUCUUUCAUAUCUUUUGUACAAGAAGAGACCGGUAAAGAUUGAAAGGGAGCUCAGUGGCAUCUACCGGCGACUGUUUGAACCACUCCAUGUGCCUCCAGAUUUGUUCAGAAGAUUAACUGGACAGUUUUGCAUGAUUCAAACCUUGAAAAAGGGCCAGACUUAUGCUGCAGAGGAUAAAACCUCAGUUGAUGACCGUCUUAGUAUUCUCCUGAAGGGAAGAAUGAAGGUCUCCUAUCGAGGACAUUUUCUGCAUAAUAUUUACCCCUGUGCCUUUAUAGACUCUCCUGAAUUUAGAUCAACUCAGAUGCACAAAGGUGAAAAAUUCCAGGUCACCAUUAUUGCAGAUGAUAACUGCAGAUUUUUAUGCUGGUCAAGAGAAAGAUUAACUUACUUUCUGGAAUCAGAGCCUUUCCUGUAUGAAAUAUUUAGGUAUCUUAUAGGAAAAGACAUUACAAAUAAGCUCUACUCAUUGAAUGAUCCCACCUUAAAUGAUAAAAAGGCCAAAAAGCUGGAGCACCAACUCAGUCUCUGUGCACAGAUCUCCAUGCUGGAAAUGAGGAACAGCAUAGCCAGCUCCAGUGAUGGCGAAGAUGGCUUGCAGCAGUUUCUGAGGGGCUCCUCCAGCACAUCUUCCUUUCACAUGUCCUCCCCUCACCAGCGAGCCUCUGCCAAGAUGAAGCCAAUACAGGAAGGGGUGGAAGAUGACGAUGAAGUCUUUGAACCCACGACUCCAAAUACAUUUAAAGUUCAUCAGUUUCCUUGAUCAAAAUUCAAGUUACCAACAUGGAAUUUGUCCUGAAGAAAUUCUAAAUAUACCAGCACUUUUUCACAGCUUUUAGACUCUUCUGCUUUAGUACAUCCAAACUGGCAGAGACUGAGUGCAAGAAAGUGAGGAAGGGUAAAAAAUGAAAAGGUUAUUUUUAUUGUCCUUUUUAUUGGCAAGCUUUUUAAGUUUUACUGAGCCUUCUGACUAAACC
Molecule: messenger RNA, 1305 nt
Organism: Fukomys damarensis (Damara mole-rat)
Lineage: Eukaryota; Metazoa; Chordata; Mammalia; Rodentia; Bathyergidae
Gene: Popdc1
Product: blood vessel epicardial substance
Exons: 7
Coding region: 9-1091 (360 amino acids)
Cellular component (GO): sarcolemma
Molecular function (GO): cAMP binding
Source: RefSeq, a predicted model, not a curated record